Messenger RNA from Styela clava, 1652 nucleotides. Its product is annotated as RIB43A-like with coiled-coils protein 2. Lineage: Eukaryota; Metazoa; Chordata; Ascidiacea; Stolidobranchia; Styelidae. The record is from RefSeq and is a predicted model, not a curated record.
ACCAUACCAAAAGAAGGCCAUAGCACUUUGUUGCUUGAUGUUCGCUUAGUUGUGUGGUCGUUCACCUGUUCCUGCGUUCACUAAAUUUUGAUUCAAUAUGUAUAAGUUAGAUCUUCCGUUGGAUCUGAAAGAGGCGGCUGCUAUAGAAAGUAGGAGAAAACGAGAAUUAGAGAGGCAAAAUCGUAUAUUCAAUUCCAAAACCCGAACAAUUGGCGUAGAUAUUGAAGCUUUGAACACUCAAAUAACAUCAAGAAAUAUCCGGGAAGAUACGGAAAAGGCUAGAGAUGAUGCUUUCAUGAAUGAUAUGGUACGGAAUGAUAAGGUUGUAAUGAUGUUACAAAAAAGACAGGAAGGGGAUAUCAGACGACUGAAUCAAGCCUUGAAUGGAUUUCGCCUGCAAUACCAACGCCCUGAAACAAGAAAAGAGUUUGAUCUAUAUGACCCAGAUGGCAAAAAGAAGGACAAGCCUGCAAGAGUUUCUGAUGAUGAUCCACGAUGUGGUGUUUCAGGCAUGCAAAAGUUUGAGGGUGAAGACUUGAAUUCGAAAGCAAGAAAAAAGUUACAAAAUGAACAGUUACGAGAAUGGUCUGUUGCGCAAAAACAUGAGCGCGAAGAAGCACAAAAACAGCAAAAGUAUGCAGAUAAGCUUUAUGAUAUGAAACGAGUUGAACUCGAUCAAAGAGCAAUUGAACUUGAUGAUGCCGAAAAAGAAUGUCGUAGACAAAUUGAAAAAGCAAGAAAAGAGUUCAACCAAGCUCAAUCCAAUGAACGUAAAGAAAAGGAAAAUCUUAACAAAAGACAAGAACAAGAUGAUAACUUUACUGAAAUUUCCAAUCAUGUUUUUGGUGAUAUUUUGACUGAAAAUCCUGCUGUUGCAUCAAGUUCUUUUGGAUCACAUAGAGUAAUACCAGACCGGUGGAAGGGAAUGACUCCAAAACAGGUUGAAGAAAUACGUAGAAUACAAGAACAACAGAGACAAGAAAGACGAAGACUUCGAGAAGAAGAAUGGCAACGAGACAUGGAAUGGGAUAGGCAAAGAGUCGCAAUGGCGAGAGCUGCUACAAUUUUGGAACGACAAGAAAACAAUCUUCAGAAAGGAUUAAGACAAGAACAAGAUUUAGCAAAUAUCAGACUCGCAGCUGAACAAUCAGCUCACAAAAACUUCCUUGACACUGAAGUAUAUGUCAACCCACCAACUGCACAAUAUUUUGCCCAAUUCAACACUUCAAGUCGUUAAGGUUAUUUUAAAGUGGUUUUAUUUAUCUUAGUAUUUACUAUUUGCUCCAUUAAUGUAGCAAUUGCAAGCAUGUUGGAAUAUUUGUUACAACAUAUUAAUGUACUGUACACUACAUUCAUAUUCUUGUAGACAUAUGAUGACUGAGGUCUAUUGAAAAUACAACCAUUGACUCCAUUGUUCAGAUUUAUUUAUUCAAAUCACUAAUGCAUUUUAACGGGCAUGUUAAUGUUAAAUUUUUUUAUUGAGUAUGGUAUUAUUCAAAUUAUUUGGAAUUUAUUUUAUUCAGGUGAAUUAAAUUUAGUUGUUUGUGGGCGAUAAUUGUAGUUUGUUGUCUGUGUAUUGAAUUGUAUUUCCUUGUUUCAUGAGAAACUCAACUUUUGGGCAUUUUGUAAUAAAUUUGAAACAAAAUGUAGAU